CAAACUUUUACAAAUCCCUACAGUAAAUUUGCCAUCAAACGAAAUUCUGCCAAAAGCUUUUCCCGGUUGCUAUCUUCGUCUAUCCGUAGCAAGAUAUGAUGCGGUUUAUUCAUGUGGAACUUUUUCUCAAAGAUUCUUCGUUAAUUCUACUUAUUAUAAGCCUGGUGGUCCUAUUUUUCUUCAUACACCUGGUGAAGAUCCAAUUAAUCCUAAGUUAGUUAAAGCUUCCGGAGUCAGCGAAAUUGUCGCAAGUUUCAAUGGAUUGCUUAUUGUUAUUGAACAUCGUUAUUAUGGUGAAAGUUACCCACCGAUUAAAAAUCUUACCACUCCAAAUAUGAAAUUCUUAACUGUUAACCAAGCUCUUGCCGAUUUUGCAGAGUUUAUAAAAAAACCACCAACUGACAUAAUAAAGAUUCCUAAAGAUGCUAAAUGGAUCUUUGUUGGAGGUUCAUAUGCUGGAAAUUUGGCAGCAUGGAUGCGCAAGAAAUUUCCUAAGCUUGUAUUUGCUGCUUGGGCUUCUUCAGCUCCUUUACUUGCAAAACUCGAUUUUUUCGAAUAUGAUUUAGCAAUUGGUCAUGCGCUUCCAUGUCGCGACAGAGUUGCAGAAGCGUUUAAAUUAUUUAUUGAUCCAAUUUUAUUAUCUGGUAACCGUACACAGAUUGCAUCUCUUAAAUCACUGUUCGGUCUUGAUGUCUUAGAUGAUGAUCAAGAUUUUGCUUCAGCUAUUAGUCACCCAAUUGCUUUGAUGGUUCAAUCUUAUUUUCCACCUACUUCACCAUCAGAAAUUGAUACUAUUGCAACAUUUUGUGGCGCAUUCGCCAAAGCUCCUGAUAAUAAACCAGAAACUUCGACAUUAAUUUUGGCACAAGUUUUCAAAUUCUUUUUGAACACAACUGGAAUUGUUACCCCUGAUGCUAUCAAAAAGAAUUUUGCUACUUCGGAACUUACUACUUCGAUUGUACCUAACGAAUUAAUUUCAUUCGUAUAUCAG
Messenger RNA from Racocetra fulgida, 991 nucleotides. NCBI's taxonomy places the organism in Eukaryota, Fungi, Glomeromycota, Glomeromycetes, Diversisporales, Gigasporaceae. The record is from the annotation of a GenBank genome assembly.